AUGACGAAUGGAUGGGAUAUUUUCUCCGACAUCCUUUCUAAUAAACUGACCGAUAAAGCACUAAAGUUCUUAAAAAAACAUGUUGGAUCGGAUCUUUUCAUUGUUUGCGGUGACGGCGGGGUUGGAAAGUCGUCAUUUAUCAAAUCGAUUACUGGCGAGGAUGUCUACAUUGGAUCCACAUUAGAGUCUGGUACGAGGGUGACAGCCCUUGUUCCAGCUGUCAUCAAUGAUAAGCGUUGCCUUUUCCUUGAUAUGCCUGGAUUUAAUACCGUUGACUUUGACAACUGGGAUGUCUUCUUUCGCUUAAUGGCGGCUAUGUCAGUUGUUCAGAGCUACGUCGAAUUCCGCGGUGUGCUGUUCGUCGAUUCGUUUUCGAGACCAAGGGUCAGUCCCUCCGCCAAAAUUCUUCUGACCUGGUUAUCUCUAUUCUGUGGUCUUGAAUACAUGCCUAACGUGGCAAUUGUCACCACAAGAUGGGACGGCCUAGACGCAGAUGGAGUCGCAGAAAAGUUGAAGAAUGUUGAGGACUGGAAAAAAUCGUGGCUUGCAGAAAUGACCUCCAAAGGGGCAGCCAUCUAUCAUCAUGGACUCAUUGAUAAGGAACCUGGCUACCAAACACUCCAUAUCAACAGAGAUGCCUCCGAAAGGCAAACUCGGGCACGCAGAUUUAUCGGAACCCAUUAUCGCGGGUCCACGGAUUUGAAGCUCCAGAUCUACAUUGAGAUCGCGAACGGAGCCACACUUGAGACGACACGGGCAGGGAGAUGGCUGAAAUACGGAAACACAUCUAGCGGUACAGCCGAUGCUCAAGAAGAGAGAUCAUCGAAUAGUUCUGGUACGGGACAAGGUAACUUCUGGGAUAACGUCAAAUGGGAAGACAUGCAACGCUGGGCUAGACUCCUCUAUCAGGCAGGCAGGUUUUUCAUGUCCGCGAAUGCCCGUCGCUCCCCAUCAUUUGGCGAAUUUGAUGAAGAAUUCGAUUAUCAGCCUUUCUAUGAGGCGGGGUUCUCCUUCAAUGAUUCUUGGGAUGAUAUUUUCAAUGAAAGUCCAGUCCCCGAGUCUCCCCCUUCCUCCUCCACGUGCUCUAUUCUAUGA
Molecule: messenger RNA, 1095 nt
Organism: Penicillium chermesinum
Lineage: Eukaryota; Fungi; Ascomycota; Eurotiomycetes; Eurotiales; Aspergillaceae
Product: GTPase domain-containing protein
Exons: 3
Coding region: 1-1095 (364 amino acids)
Molecular function (GO): GTP binding
Source: RefSeq, a predicted model, not a curated record